This is a messenger RNA of Periophthalmus magnuspinnatus, 2322 nucleotides long. RefSeq names its product ankyrin repeat and EF-hand domain containing 1a (gene ankef1a). The coding region runs from base 1 to 2313 and encodes 770 amino acids. NCBI's taxonomy places the organism in Eukaryota, Metazoa, Chordata, Actinopteri, Gobiiformes, Gobiidae. The record is from RefSeq and is a predicted model, not a curated record. Gene Ontology annotation, molecular function: protein binding. The transcript has 10 exons.
AUGACUAGCAGAGAGGCCGAGGGUCGCCUGGAAUUGCUGCAGAUCUAUAAGUUGAUUCAGUGCAUCCACGAAAACGACAAGGAACAGAUUGAAAGCCUGCUGGAGUACGGAGCAAAUGACCUCAUCAACCUGACUGAGCCCAAGGACGGGACCGGGGUACUGCAUGUGGCCGUGGCAGCAAACAACCAGGAACUGGUGAGCUUCCUCCUCUCCCACGGAGCUGUCCCAAAUGUCCAGAACAAGAAGGGCAUGACACCGGUGAUGAUGGCCUCAGAGCUCGGGAAUGAGGCCAUAGUGGCUCUGCUGGCUCAACACCACGCAGACAUGACGCUUCUGGAUUCUGAAGGGAAAGGUGUGCUGUUCUACUGUAUCUAUCCCACCAAGGCCCACACUCGCUGUCUGCAGACGGCCAUGAAGCACCAGGCUGAUGCCAACAACGUCUCGGCCUCCGGGAGCCACGUGUUCCAGCUCAUGUGUGAGAAUGCCCUGGAGUGUACCCCCAAGUGUCUGUUGAUGCUGGAGGGAGGAGCCGACCCCAAUGCAGCUAACGAGAAAACUGGUGCGACCGCGUUGAUGGAAGCAGCCAAGGUGGGUUCCCUGCAACUAGUUCGGUCUAUUCUGAGGAGAGGAGGAAACCCCAAUGCCAUCGACAAAAAGCGCCAUACCGCUGUCCAUUACGCUGCCAUGGGGGGCUUCUUUGAGGUGAUAAAAGUACUUUCUGCGUAUAAGGCUGACAUGGGAGUGGUUAGCCUGGAGGACUGCACUGCUCUACAUUUCGCAGCAGCCACUGGGGACGCCAACUGCUGCAAGUUUUUGGCACAACGAGGUUGUAACCCUAAGUUGAAAAACCUUGAGGGUCUUCUUCCACGCCAGAUCGCCAAAGACCUUGGUGCCAAAGCCGCUGCGAAAGAACUGCGGAAAGCUGAAAAACUGUUUGGAAAAGGCAACAAAGCCAGCGCUGUGGGACUGCUGUCGGACCCCUGGGCUCUGAGCCUCCACGACUGGUCCAACAUCUACGAGACUGAACUGAGACAGGCGUUUGGAUCUCAGGACAUUCUCCCUCUUGAUAGGUUCAUUACAGUUUUAGAAGAAGUCCGUGCUCCUGUUGAAAUCAUCCAACUCCAUAAAGUUGUCUCAAUGCACGAUAAAGCCAAACUUGGAUUCAUCAAUAUAAACGACUUUAUCAAAGGAUCUAAGUACAUAAAGAAGCCAUAUCUUUUGUCCACAUACCUCCCCAAGAAGAAAAAAGAGAAAGGCGGGAAAGGAGGUAAAAAGAAAGCUAAAUUUGUACUCCCAAUGCCCAUUUGUACCCUCACACCGGAGCUCAAACCAAGGAGACCAGACGGAGGACCACCACAGUUCAUGAUCGAAACGUACCGUGACUGCUCUGACAUCAACAGAUUUGACAAAGACCACCCGCCCAUUCACCCCAUAGUGAAUGACUCGGGAUGGUACCUGGAAAAGCCUGAUAAAGUUUUUAUAAAUGUGAGCUACUGUGUGAAGAGUGGAGACUUGGAGUCUCUGGACCUGGCCUUCUCUCAGGGCGUGUCUGUGAACGUUCAGGACGAGUUCUACAAGACUCCACUGAUGAUCGCCUGCCAGAACGGGAGUUACGAGAUGGUCCAGUAUCUGCUCAAUCGAGGAGCUGAUGUGAAUGCGUGUGACCAGUUCUUCUGGACCCCUCUGCACCAUGCGGCCCACGCAGGACACGUGGACAUUAUUGAGCUGCUGCUGAACGCUGGAGCCUCCAUAGACGCCCGGGCGCUGAGUGGAGGGACCCCCCUCAUGAGGGCCAUCCAGAGCUCCAGACCCGCCUCAGUGGAGUACCUCAUCAAAGCAGGAGCCAGCGUCAUGGCAGAGAACAAGAAAGAACAAGACUGCCUUGAUAUUGCCAAAGCCUUUGCAGACAUCAGAGUCAUAGACAUGGUCAAUGCCAAGGUGGAGUCCCUUCCCAAACCAAAGGAUGGCAAAAAACCCAAGGGAAAAGCCAAAUCUCAAAAGGCCAAAGCAAAGUUGUUUUCUUCGGAAGUUGCCGGUGCCUCCACUGCCACAGCUGAGAACAUCGCUCCUCCCAAAGAACUGAACAGCGCCGUCCACGAAAACACUCUGAUCACGACCGGGAAGGCCAACACUGUGGACAUCACCUUUGUGCCAAAAACUGUUUGGGGCGAGCCUCCCAGCACCAGUCAGCUGAUGUCACAGAUUGAGAAGCAUAAAAAGCCCCUGUCAGUGGAGAUGGACUUUGAGGACUAUUUACCCUUCAGCCAGAGCGUAAAGAGGAGGACUGUGGAACUGCCAAAAGCAACUAACUAGAGCAGAGAG